This is a messenger RNA of Ogataea polymorpha, 729 nucleotides long. RefSeq lists its product as uncharacterized. Gene Ontology annotation, biological process: cardiolipin biosynthetic process. The record is from RefSeq and is a predicted model, not a curated record. Gene Ontology annotation, cellular component: mitochondrion. The transcript has a single exon. Gene Ontology annotation, molecular function: phosphatidylglycerophosphatase activity. The coding region runs from base 18 to 428 and encodes 136 amino acids. NCBI's taxonomy places the organism in Eukaryota, Fungi, Ascomycota, Pichiomycetes, Pichiales, Pichiaceae.
UCCCCCACAUAAGAGGCAUGGUUCUGGACAAGGACAACUGCAUUGCAAGAGACAACGACGACAGAGUGUGGCCCGCUUACGAGGAGCGCUGGAGCUCUCUCAAGAAAGAAUACCCCGGAAGACUGCUUAUUGUGAGCAACUCGGCAGGCACAAAUGACGACGUGGACGGCCAGGCGCAGCGGCUCGAAAAAAAUACCGGGGUGCCUGUUCUGCGGCACUCCACCAAGAAGCCCGGGUGCUGGCCUGAGAUCGUGGCCUGGUUCGAGCAGCGUGGCGUGGCGCCGCACGAGAUCGCCGUCGUGGGCGACCGUCUAUUCACAGACAUCCUGAUGGCAAACAUGAUGGGCUCGUACGGGGUGUGGGUGCGCGAGGGGGUGCACCUCUCCUCGUCUGUGCUCUGCCGUUUUGAGCGCUUGCUGAAAAAAUAAAUAAAAUAUAUCUGGCUACCAUCAGCUACCAUGGCCUCCCGCAACAAUAUAUCCACGUUUCGGCUGCUUUUGGAGGCACACGGCUGUCCUGCCGAUAUCCGCCCAGCCCGGAUCACCGAGGUGGCCAACUGGGACGCCAUUUUCUCCGAUCCCAAGAUGUUCUCCUCGAUGCUCAUCUACAUAGCCUUCAUGAUGGCACAACUGGGGCUCAGUUACGCCGGGUUCGUGUACUUUGAGGUUGAAAAUAGACCCGCCAUCUACAGUGUGUCGAUGCUGUACAAUAUAUUUGCGUCGUACUUCU